AUGGAGACCAAGAAAAACGCGCACCGCUUGAACCGCAUCUUCCGCAAGCCCAAAGUGAUGGUGGCGCCGCGCGGCUGGCGGGAGGAGGGCGACGAAAAUAACCUGCACAGCGGCGUGUCGCUCGCGCUGCUGAAUGCGAUGGUGCAGGAGCUCACGGACGACGACAAGACCCGCGCGGCGGCCCGGCAGGACCCCCCUUCCCUCGUGCAGGAGGAACUCGCCAAGCGUGCGGCCCGCUUUGGGCUCCCCGUGGGGUCGCCCGGCGACGGCGACGCGUCGCUGCAGAAGCGCAUGGAGCGCUUUGGUGCUGCGCAGACGACGCCGGCUCUGGUCGUGGACGAGGCGACUCUCAAGGCCCGCGAGGCCCGCUUCAAGUCGCAGGAGGAAACCGCGAUGGACGAGGCGAUGCAGAAGCGACUCGCGCGGUUCGGCGCCGCCCCCGCGGCGGUGGAGCUGAAGCUCUCGGAGGCCGACCGCGAGGCGAUGGCGCGACGCGAGAGCCGGUUUGCCCCCUGCUGA
This is a messenger RNA of Trypanosoma conorhini, 519 nucleotides long. RefSeq lists its product as uncharacterized. NCBI's taxonomy places the organism in Eukaryota, Euglenozoa, Kinetoplastea, Trypanosomatida, Trypanosomatidae. The record is from RefSeq and is a predicted model, not a curated record. The transcript has a single exon. The coding region runs from base 1 to 519 and encodes 172 amino acids.